Molecule: messenger RNA, 1015 nt
Organism: Fundulus heteroclitus (mummichog)
Lineage: Eukaryota; Metazoa; Chordata; Actinopteri; Cyprinodontiformes; Fundulidae
Product: coxsackievirus and adenovirus receptor homolog
Exons: 4
Coding region: 9-620 (203 amino acids)
Source: RefSeq, a predicted model, not a curated record
UUGUGAAGAUGAUGAUGAAAACAUCCUUACUGUGUCUGCUGGUUCUGACAUCACUGCUGUGCUGCAAGACUCACAAAGGUCAGAGAAACAUCACAGCAGAACCAGGAGACAACGUCAUUCUGACAUGUAGAGCAUCUGAGAACAAAGAUGUUAUAGUGUUAGAGUGGAGCAGAACUGAUCUGGAGUCAGAUCAAUAUGUUGUUCUGUACAGAGACAGUACAUUUUUUCCAGAUGGCCAGUCUCCAUCCUUUCAGGACCGGGUGGAUCUACUGGACGUGAAGAAUGGAGACGUGUCUUUGGUUCUGAAGAACGUGACGACUGAUGAUACAGGAACAUAUGAGUGUCGAGUCGUUCAGGAAGGAAAUAAUGAAAGGAAGAUUCUGGACAUUGACCCCAUCUGCAUCGUUAACCUGAGAGUUGAAGCAGGAAACAAGGAGGAACUAAAGGAGGAUGGAGGAAACAAGGACGGACAAAUGGAGGAUGGAGGAAACAAGGACGGACAAAAGGAGGAUGGAGGGAGCUGUACUGGCUGGAUAGUUGGUUUCAUAGUAGGACUCGUUGGAUUCUUUGUUUUGGUGUCACCUGUUGGUUUUCUGCUCUAUAGAAAUCAGGGACGUUAAUGUCAGGAAAUCACCUCCUCUAGCAGAAGUGAUCAAUGUUUAAAACCGUCCUCCAGCUGAAGAGUGAACAUCAAGGCAUCAUUUCCAGCUGGAAGAAACCUUCAGCUCUGUGACAGAAUAUAAAAAGACGAUAAAGACUCACCUGGUUCUCUUCUGCAGGGAUAAAGGACGGACUGAUACUCGGUCUCCCAGUUUUUCUUGUUUUGCUUCUUAUUGUUUUUAUUUAUGUACAUCAUAAGAUUCAUCACCCAGACUUGACCCACCUCCAGCACCAGAAGCUGAACUCUAGCAAAUUACAGCAUUACCAUAAAAACUUAAGCAUCCCUUAAAACCUAAAAGACGCUUUCAACAAGCUGACUGGUGGAUAAAUAACAGUGUUUUGUCUGAAUGGAAAA